Messenger RNA from Corticium candelabrum, 2017 nucleotides. RefSeq names its product ribosome quality control complex subunit TCF25-like. Gene Ontology annotation, cellular component: RQC complex. NCBI's taxonomy places the organism in Eukaryota, Metazoa, Porifera, Homoscleromorpha, Homosclerophorida, Plakinidae. Bases 31 to 1875 code for a protein of 614 amino acids. The transcript has 21 exons. The record is from RefSeq and is a predicted model, not a curated record.
UUAGCGUACGUAGAUGACCUCAGAAACGUAAUGUCAUCCAGAGCUCUGCGACGUUUACAAAGAAAUAGAGAAGUGGAAGAUGCGGACGAUGACGACGUUGGCAUCGUUUCUACUAAAUCCAAAAUCGGCGCAUUUGCUCUGCUAGAUGAAGACGUGGACCAAAAUUGCGAGCAAGAGGAAGAGAGUGACGAAAGCAGAGAACCAGUCGUGACAAAACCGUCUCAAUCUAGAUCUCAGAGAGCCAAAAAGAAGAAAAAGAAGAAAUCAGAAAGAAAAGGAGAGCAAACAAAAGAGAAUGUUGUUACUGGUGAUGUUGAUGCGGACAUUAAAGCUGUGUCUGAGAUGUUGGGAGAAGCAGUUUCUCUUUCAAUUGAAAGGCCAGAAACGAGUGCACCUGACAUGAAAAGUCUUCUAACUGUAGAACACAGAUUUCUAAAUGCAGACAAUGAAAUGAGACGAAUUUUUGGCUCUCAUGUAGUACGGUCGGACCAGAGGAGACGAGGUCAUCGCCGAGUGUACCAUAGGGCAACGUGGUUGGCUACUCCUCAAGAUUCUUGGCCACAAAUGACCAAAAUGGGCUUGUCAAUGGAUCUGAUUGAGAAGAAAAACGGGUGUCAACACUUUUCGUUUGUUCAUUCUCCUCAGUACCAGACCAUACAGUUUAGCUUUCUAGAUGCAGUGGAAUCUUUCAACCCUGACAACAUAUCUGCUGUUCUUCGUCUGUAUCCUUAUCAUAUUGACUCAUUGCUACAACUUAGUGAAGUUUGCAAGAUGAGUGAAGACAGGCAAAUGGCAAAUGAAUUGCUAGAACGGGCACUGUACGCAUUUGAAUGUUCGUUCCACACCUUGUUCAAUAUGACUCAAGGAAAUUGCAGACUCGACUUUAGAAAAUCGGAGAACAGGUCAUUUUUCUAUGCACUUUUUCGACAUCUUGUUAUGGUGGGACAAAGAGGAUGCUGCAGGACGGCAUUAGAAUUUUGCAAGGUUCUUUUGAGUCUUGAUCCAGACAAUGACCCUCUGUGCGUGCUGCUCAUGAUGGAUUUUUAUGCUUUACGAGCAGAAGAGUUUCGCUUUCUAAUUCGAAUGUUCAAUGAGUGGGAGAGUCAUAGAAAUCUAUCUCAAUUGCCAAAUUGGGCUUUUUCUGUCCCUCUAGCAAUGUUUAGUGCUGCUGUUCCGUCUGAGAGUGAGGAUACAAGUGAAGCAGACAAAAUGCUUCAGAAUUCUCUCCUCAUGUUUCCCUCAGUUUUUACACGGCUUUUAGACAAAUGCAGUGUAGAGUUCAACUCUGGUGUGAUGAAGCAUUCUUAUUUUGGUUCUUCAGCUCAAUCCAGUGAGCCUGCAGCUCUGAAUCAGUUAAUAUCAUUAUUCAUUGAGAGAAGUCAUUCUCUAUGGAAAAUUCCUGAGGUUUUGCUGUGGUUGGAGAGAAAUGCACGAAUUGUUUGCCAACGAGUUGAUAAUCAAGAUCCUCUUAUUCAACGAUAUAAGACUUGUCGAGUAAGUCGAUAUCAAGGAACUCCUAGAAACAUUUACAGACACAUCAUUUUAUCAGAUUAUCGAAAUGUGUUGUCAUCACUGCCCAGGGAAAUUGCUGAGAAACCUGUCAUGAUGCAUGAUCCACUGCCUCCACUGGAUUCUGUUUCAUCGUAUACACGACCACCAAGGCAAACUGCUUUGGGGGAGACAAAUCAGAAUCCACUUUCAUUGUUUUUUUCUUCACUCAUGCCAUCAUUUAAUCCUCAAGCUCCUGCGGCACAAGGAGGAGACACAGGUCCUGUUGCUGCUCUUUCACAGUCACUAAGAGAACUUCUAGCUGCUCUUCGAGGCCCACAAGGUGAGAGUGAUGAUUUGGGACCGCCUGUUGAUGAAGUAGACUAAAAGUGCAAUGAACAGUAAUUUAUUGAUAUACAUUCAGUCCAAAAUGAAUAAAUUACAUUUCUUCAAAUAACUCUCAGAAUGAAUUGUUGUAAACUAGAUACAAAAUUUAUAAUAAAUGGACUGAAGUAUUCAGUCACUCUAA